CGUCUAUCUCUAACACUAUCAGCCGUCUCCUCUACUCCACGCCCCAGAUGGACCUACCUGCUGCAUCCCACAUUCCACUGCAACGCUGCCCUGACCUGGGCAUCAUAAGCGAUACCCCUAAAGGCCGCGGCGUUUUCGCUACAAGAGAUAUACCAGCGAAAACGGUUAUUGAUGUGUGUCCCGUAUUAGUCCUGGGAAUAGAAGAGAAUAAGAAGCAUCUUGAGCACACUUCACUUUAUCAUUAUACCUACAACUGGCCCAUCAUAGAUCAAGAUGGAAAAAAGAAGGUAGCACAAGCAGUCAUCUUUGGACUCGGUUCCAUGUUCAACCACUCGACCCAGGAACAAAAUGUCGUAUGGGAACGGGAUGCAGACCGCCUGUUCAUCACAUACCGCGCUUCACGAGACAUCUGCGCCGGUGAAGAACUCUGCAUAUCCUACGGAGACCAUCUGACAUUCAAAGAUGUAGACUGUCCAGCUCCUCCACGACCUGAUGAGGAGAUGGCGCAGCUGAACCAGAUACAGCUGGAUUAAAAGCUAGACGCAGGUAUAGAUACAGCGAAUCGAAUGGAAGGAGGUACACAUCAGACAGCCACCAAGG
This is a messenger RNA of Trematosphaeria pertusa, 600 nucleotides long. Its product is annotated as SET domain-containing protein. Lineage: Eukaryota; Fungi; Ascomycota; Dothideomycetes; Pleosporales; Trematosphaeriaceae. Gene Ontology annotation, molecular function: protein binding. The transcript has 4 exons. Bases 48 to 533 code for a protein of 161 amino acids. The record is from RefSeq and is a predicted model, not a curated record.